AUGGCUUCCAUCGCUGUCGGCGAGUAUCAUCCAGCUCCUGAUGGCGCCAGCAGAAGUCCCUGCCCCGUCGUCAACGCUCUCGCCAACCAUGGCUACAUUGAACGCAGUGGAAAGCAAAUCCUCAUGAAGGAUCUCAAUGCAUCAAUGAGACAUGUUGGUAUGAGCCCUCUUCUCGGCUCUGUCUUCGCCAUCCCAACCUACUUUGAGUACCACAAUCCCGCCAAAGCGUAUCUGAGGACACCUCCCAGCACCUGGCAGAGGAUCUGGGCAAUCAUCAAGAAUCCUUACUCAUUCUUUGACUACUUCGGUUGCUGGAAUACCGACCAGAUGAUUCGUGGCAAGAAAUAUCUCAAUCUUGACAAUCUCGCUGCCCAUGGUGCAAUUGAGCACGACGUUUCUCUGUCGCGUCGAGAUAUUGGCCAAAAGCAGGGAAACAACGCCCCUCAACAUGAUUUAAUCGAGGAACUCCUUCAAUACACUAUGGACGGAGAGACAAUGACCAUUGACGACCUUGCAUGUUUCGUUAAAGCCCGCAUCGCGAAGCAACUUGAGGAUAACCCAGAGCUGGUGUAUGGACCAGCUGAGCAUCAAGUCAACUGUGGUCAGAUCGCACUGAUGAUGGGUUGCUUUGGUGAUCAGAAAACAAUUAAGGUUGACUACGUUAGAGCCAUCUUUCAGGAUGAAAGGCUGCCCAUCGAGGAGGGGUGGACAAGACGAUACUGGUGGACCAUGGGUCUGGUCGAGUUCUUCGGUGCUGUGAAAAACUUGGUCAAUAAAGUUGGCGUAGAAUUUUAG
Fusarium sp. VM40 is the source of this 795-nucleotide messenger RNA. The record is from the annotation of a GenBank genome assembly. NCBI's taxonomy places the organism in Eukaryota, Fungi, Ascomycota, Sordariomycetes, Hypocreales, Nectriaceae.